AUGAUCAAUCUCCAAUCCCUAUUAUUAUGGCUUUGCGAAAAAAAGGAAUCAAAGAGAUUCAAUCGGUUGUACAAGGAAAACAAGUCGAUGUUUCAGGCUAGUUUCCUUACUGAUUCUCCGCCCGAUAGUAUCGAAUGGUGUCCCGUUCGUCAAAAUAUAUUCGCAUGUGGCACCUAUCUAUACAAUCCAGAAAAUACUACUCGACAGGGUUCGAUCUACCUCUUUCAAUAUAAUUCAUCGUCGAAAACGAUCGAAGUUAAUCAGCAACAAUCUACCGAAGGCAUACUCGAUUUGAAAUGGGUUCAAUGUUCACCCGAACAUACAUUUCUCUCAACUGUGUCCGCACUCGGACAGUUAUCGUUGUAUCCUUCGAAUGAUUUAACCAAACCAAUCAUAUGCGAAGAUGUUACCAAUGACCAGACAAUUGCAUUAGCACAUUCAUGGUUCCAUCUAACGAAUCAUUACGUCAUUAUCAGUGAUCAGCAAGGUUAUCUAUCAGUAUGUGAAUUGGAUAAUACCAAUGGUUUACGUUUUAGUCAAUCAUGGUCGGCACAUGAAUAUGAAUGUUGGGCCUGUGCCUGGGAUAAGCACGAUCCUAAUGUAGCUUAUUCUGGUGCUGAUGAUACGUUGUUUAAAAUCUGGGAUAUCAGAGAUUGUAAACAAGCAACGCAUGUCAAUCGUAAACAUACAAUGGGCAUCUGUUCUAUUGUUGUUGAUGAAACUAAUCCAUAUGAAUUGUUAACUGGUUCAUUCGAUGAAUAUCUACGACAAUGGGAUAAACGACAAAUGACAAAUCCCGUCAAAGAUAUAAAACUCGGUGGUGGUGUAUGGAAAAUCCGGCCGCAUCCAUUAAAUCAUGAUCUUCUAUUGUGUGCUUGUAUGCAGAAUGGUUUUGUUAUUGUCGAUUUGAAGCUUUUAAAGAUUUUAUGUCACUAUACUCAACACGGUUCAUUAGCAUACGGUUGUGAUUGGCAAGCCAAUGAUUCGAUCAAUCAAUUGAGUGAAUUAAUGGAUGAUUGUAUGGCUGUUGAAACAUCGACCAUCGAUACCGGAAAGAUUCUUUCCGAAAGUUUGAUUGCAUCUUGUAGUUUCUAUGAUAAAACCGUUCAUGUCUGGAGUCAAUAA
Molecule: messenger RNA, 1125 nt
Organism: Adineta ricciae
Lineage: Eukaryota; Metazoa; Rotifera; Eurotatoria; Adinetida; Adinetidae
Source: the annotation of a GenBank genome assembly